Molecule: messenger RNA, 1905 nt
Organism: Brettanomyces nanus
Lineage: Eukaryota; Fungi; Ascomycota; Pichiomycetes; Pichiales; Pichiaceae
Exons: 1
Coding region: 1-1905 (634 amino acids)
Cellular component (GO): endoplasmic reticulum; Golgi apparatus
Source: RefSeq, a predicted model, not a curated record
AUGGUUCCCGAAAGUGAGAUGGGUGAAGCAAGAAUUGGCGAGGUUAGAGCCAGUGAAGAUGAUGAAGAAACUAGUGGAAUUUUAUAUGCUGGUGAAAUCGAUGAAGUUGACGAUAUUGUUGGCAAGUAUAAAAAAAAGUUGACCUUGCAAGAAAGACUUGAAUUGGCCGCUAAAAAGGGAGGUAAGGGCGCCGAUAAAAAGCAUAGAAAGAAGGACAGAUCUAUGAGUCCACAGAGUGAUGGAUCCUUAAUGAAAACGAAGGAAGAGGAUGGCGAAGGGAUGAGUGGACGAGAACUAUCCAAGUCUGUUUUUCAGAAGAAAUUGGAUGAGAAGCAAAAAGUUAUUGAUGAAUUGAUGGAAGAAGGGACAAAGCUUUCUGUUAAAGAAGUCAGUUUAACACAAACGCUGAAAAAGAUGAGGCAGAGGGCCAACGAUAAUGAAUCAGAACUGGAAGAAUUACGGAAAAAGAAUGGUAAUAUGGAACAAAUAAUCAAAGAAAUGAACAGAGAGCAAGUACAGGCGAAAGAAGAUCGAGAUAUGAGGAUGAAGUUGCAAAAAAGAGUGCUUGAGUUGGAAGAAGCAGUGAGGAAGUUGGCUGAGGAGAGAGCAGCAGCUGGUGAUAUCAGAGAAGAGUUGAGCCAAGUGAAAAGGGACAACUUAGAGCUGGAGAGAAAGCUCAAACGGCUUCAAGUUGAUUAUGAUGAGAAGGCAGGCAAAGUGAAGCAGUUGACAAGCCAAUUACAUAGAGAAACUGAUGAACAUAAAAGUCUAGUAAAGGAUAGCAAAGAGGAGAUAAAGAGGCUGGAAGAGAAAAUGGAAACUUUACGGAUUCAAAGUGAAGCAAGCAGAUUGAAGGAGAGUAAAGUUGUUGAUAAUUCAUCUUUGGAUCUUCUUCAGGCUCAGUAUACACUAGCACAGGAGAAUUGGAAGAUGAUUGAAAGCGGAUAUCAGAAGAAGAUUGCCGAUAUGGAGCAUACGGUAGAGAUUUUCAAACAGAGAGAUCUGGAGUACUCCAAAAAGGUAAAGACAUUGAGUACGGAUGUGAAGACGAGAACGAAUGAUAUUAGUGAGCUUAUGGAUACAGAAAAUUCAUUGAGAGAUCGAUUAAUUGAGUGUGAGAAAGAGUUGGCAUUGGCGAAGGCUUCUAAUGAUGCGUUGAGUCAAAGUUAUGAGUUUGAAAAGGCCGACUUUGAGCAGAAGAUGCAGAAAUUGGUCGAUGAGAAGACUCAGUUAGGAGAGACUCUUAAAUUGAGGACUGAUGUGUUGAAUGAUAGUUCGCAGAAUACUAAUUUCCCCCCUUCAUUUUACUUGAAUGAUUUGUCUUCUCCACCUAUCUUUAAGCAGAAGAGACGGUCGAUUAGUUCGACAAAUAUAUCAUUUGGUGAGAGCGCUGCCACUCCAACAGCAACAAAGUCUAGUUCGCAGAACCAGUUGCACCUUAACACAUCAUCGUUUAGUCCAAUUCAGUCUAGUAGAGGAUCCACUGAGGAUGAUGGGGAGGUUUCUGAGCCUACAGAGUCUUCUCCGUAUGCUGGAGCCGCCACAAAUAUUCGGCUGGUAUCCAGAAUGUCUUCGCGUGUCAGAAGAUUAGAGCUUGAGAUAUUUUCAUUGAAAGAGGAGAACUCUGAUCUUACAAAGAUGAAACAGGAGGCCUCUAAAGAGAUUUUGAAGCUUUUAAAAGAUGCAGAGCAAGCCAGGCAGUAUGAGGUGAAGUUGGCGGAUUGUGAGGCCGAGUUGAAAGAUGUCAGUAAGAACUACGAGGCCACUUUAGAGCUAUUGGGAGAAAAGUCUGAAAGUUGCUCGGAGUUGCAGGCAGACGUGGCCGAUUUGAAGGAUCUCUUGCAUCAACAGGUGCAGCAGAUGGUUGAGAUGCAGAAGAGUAUCGAUCGAUUGAACUCUACUUGA